AUGGAGAGUUUACCGGGUCUUAGUGAUGGGCGUGCUCUUGCUGUAGAAGAUAGCAACGAAUCACACACCCUAACGAUCCCUAAAGGUUCAGAAUGGAAAGUGGAAAGACCCUCAGAGGCGAGACUGACUAUUAGGAUUAAGAGUGGGAUUGCUGAAAUAUUUGGGACUGAACUGGCAAAUGAUAUUGAAUACGAAUUUAGAAACUUCAAUUUCUCCAUACUGGCCGUGGAGGAUGUCACUUUGGAGUGGAAAUGCCAUGAGAUGAGUAGUCAGAGUUUACAGGUUGUACCUAAUAGCACGUCCAAUUUGGUCUAUAAUCUGCAUUUUGCCCUUGAGAAGAUGAGAUGUUCGAGUUUUGAGGGCCCUAGAGUCAUUGUGAUAGGUUCGAGUGGUUCAGGUAAGACUGCACUUUGUAGAACCCUUUGUUCCUAUGCUAUUAAAUUUAAACCAUUUCAACCCAUGUUUAUCAAUGUGAAUCCUCAAGAAGGUAUAUUUUCGCCACCAGGAUGUGUAACUGCUGUCCCAAUUUCAGAUAUCUUGGAUGUGCAGUGCUCCACUUGGGGUCAAAGUAUGACUAGUGGUGCUACUCCAUUGCACAGCAAGCAACCAUUUGUGAAGAAUUUCGGGCUGGAAAGAAUAUCAGAUAAUAGAGUCCUUUUCACAAAGAUGGUUAAUGAGUUAGCAUUAGUUGUGGAUGAUAGACUAGCCAAUGAUGCGUUAGUGCGCAGGUCUGGUUGUAUAAUCGACACGCCGCCAUUAUCACAUUUAGACGAUGAUGGUCAAGAAUUGGAAAAUAUGAUCAGACAGUUUAAGGUUAACGUCAUAAUUGCCAUAGGAGAUGACGCAGAUGAAAUAUUUGAAAAAUAUUCUGCUAGAUUUAUGCCCUAUGUCGGUCCCAAUUUCAUCAGAGUACCGAAAUUGAGCGGUUGUAUAUCUACAGAUGACGUCUACAAAAGAUUGUUACAAAGGUCAGCAAUUCGAGAGUAUUUCUACGGAACUUAUAAGACCGUGCUUAGUCCCUACGCCAUUGGAGCUGACAUUGGAGAUGUUAACGUUUGGAAACCUAAAAACAUUAUGGAACUACCAGAAUCUGAAGUCGGCGUAGCUACAGAGACUGAAAUGUUGCCCGUUGAAGUCACCGCUGGCAAUUUGCAACAUUCCUUAGUGGCCAUAACUUAUGCAGAUAGAAAGUCUUCGCCGGUGGAUGUGGAACAUGCGCCGAUUCUGGGAUUUGCAUUGAUCACUGAAGUCAAUGAGAAGAGGAACAAGUUACGAAUUCUGUUGCCCGUACCAGGGAGAUUGCCUAACAAAGCCGUAACGUUGACUUCUUAUAGAUAUUUAGAAUAA
This is a messenger RNA of Zygosaccharomyces rouxii, 1347 nucleotides long. RefSeq names its product cleavage polyadenylation factor subunit CLP1 (gene CLP1). The transcript has a single exon. Bases 1 to 1347 code for a protein of 448 amino acids. Gene Ontology annotation, biological process: tRNA splicing, via endonucleolytic cleavage and ligation. The record is from RefSeq and is a predicted model, not a curated record. Gene Ontology annotation, cellular component: mRNA cleavage factor complex; nucleus. Gene Ontology annotation, molecular function: polynucleotide 5'-hydroxyl-kinase activity. NCBI's taxonomy places the organism in Eukaryota, Fungi, Ascomycota, Saccharomycetes, Saccharomycetales, Saccharomycetaceae.